Molecule: messenger RNA, 345 nt
Organism: Meloidogyne enterolobii
Lineage: Eukaryota; Metazoa; Nematoda; Chromadorea; Rhabditida; Meloidogynidae
Source: the annotation of a GenBank genome assembly
AUGGAAGAAGCAAAUGACCGUUAUUAUUCACAAAAAGACUUUACACAAAAUAAAACUGAUAUAUUAAAUAUUUUGUCAAUUUCUUUAUAUAAGCAAGGAAAUUUGAAGAGAGCUUUAAUUAUUAAUGAUAAAUUAAUUGAAUUAGAUCCUUUAUAUCCAAAUGCAACAAAUAAUUCAAAAUUAAUUGAACAAGAAUUACUGGAUAAUGGAGUUGCUAAAGAAGAUUUCCGUAUAAAUAUACCUCCAUUAAAUAUUACAAGAACGAAUAAUGCUUCUAAUUUAUUUCCUGCAUACCGUAAAGCUUAUGAAGAACUCUGUCGUGGUGAAAAAGAAAUUGUUUGUUAA